AUGGCUUCAGAUAGGGCUAGGAAGCUUAUCAGUUUAGCUCUUAAUACAGAACAACAUGGCGAUUCUCUUACUACGCGUCAAGAAUUAUUGCUUAAUAAGGGAAAUACCAUUAUUAACAAUAAUUUUGAUGCUGAUCAGAAUAGUAGAUACACGAAUACAUUAAACAAUGUUAUCAAUAUGAUGGACAAUCCUACUGAAUCUAGUUUAAAUGUACCGUUAGAAGAUUACAUUGAACAUUACUCGCUAGUAGAAAAUGCACAGAUUGAAAUAGUUGAUGUUCCUGAUUUUUUACUACAUUUGACGUACCUAGUGAAAAUGCAAACAUAA
Molecule: messenger RNA, 327 nt
Organism: Parnassius apollo (apollo)
Lineage: Eukaryota; Metazoa; Arthropoda; Insecta; Lepidoptera; Papilionidae
Source: the annotation of a GenBank genome assembly